Menidia menidia (Atlantic silverside) is the source of this 916-nucleotide messenger RNA. The record is from the annotation of a GenBank genome assembly. NCBI's taxonomy places the organism in Eukaryota, Metazoa, Chordata, Actinopteri, Atheriniformes, Atherinopsidae.
GGGAGGGAAGGGGGGCGGGGGGGGUAGGAUAUCUGCCCUGCUAGCAGUUAGUAAGCUAACGGUAGGUCGCACUGGAGUAAACAUGGAGCUGUCCGCCGUCGGGGAGAGGGUGUUUGCCGCCGAGUCGAUCAUCAAACGCCGGAUAAGGAAGGGUCGCGUUGAGUAUCUCGUGAAGUGGAAGGGAUGGUCGCCCAAAUACAGCACCUGGGAGCCGGAGGAGAACAUCCUGGACUCGCGCCUGUUCGCCGCCUUCGAGCAGCGGGAGCGAGAAAGGGAGCUGUACGGGCCCAAGAAGAGGGGACCGAAGCCCAAAACGUUCCUGCUGAAGGCCCAAGCGAAGGUGAAGUCCAAGUCGUACGACUUCCGCAGCGACGCGGUCCGGGGGCUGCACGUCAGCUACCCCAGCCCGGAGCCGGUGGCCCCCCCCCGGGCCCGGGAGGGGCUGCGGGCCGUGGUGCCCACCAUCUUCCCCCCGAGCACCGUCAACCGGGGGGAGAGCGUCCGGCUCCGGCCGCCCGAGCUCAGCCUCCGCCCGCCCCCCCCCCACCACCACCACCACCACCACCACCACCAGCUGCACCCCCGGCCCAAAAAGAGGGGCCCCAAGCCCAGGCCCCGCUUCCCGGAGGCCCCCCCGGAGCACAGACUGGCCCACAGACACCCGGGGAGCUACAAGCACCCGCACAGGACUCGGCCGGACCCCCCCGCUCCCCCGCUGAUGAUGGACAGGCCCUACUUCCUGGACCGGCCCUCGCCGCCCCGGCUGGACGACGACCACGAGGAGGCGGGGGGGGCGUGGAGGCCCUGCCUCAGCACCGUGGAGGAGGUCCUGGUCACCGACGUGACCAGCAACCUGCUGACCGUCACCAUCAAAGAGAGCAGCACCUCCAGAGGCUUCUUCAGGGACCAGAGAUGA